AUGGCACCAAGUCCUCCUCGACUCCGAAUCCUGUCCGUAGGGGGAAACCAGAUCUCGGCGUUCCUCUCAUGGAGGCUCCAAGCUACCAAUGCUUGCGAUGUGACGUUGGUCUGGAAAUCUGGAUACGAAGCCGUCGCCCAAUACGGAAUAUCCUUCAAAUCUAAGCUCUUUGGCAAUGAAAGAUUCAAACCACGCCAUGUCGUCAGAAGUCCGGAAGAUGCAGCGGGCAAGAAAGCAGCCUUCGAUUAUGUUCUCCUUUGUGUCAAAGCACUACCCGAUGUCUACGAUCUCGCUGCGGUCAUCGAGUCUGUCGUUACUCCUCAGCACACCUGCAUCCUCGUCAAUACUACGAACACCCUAGGAGUCGAGUCCCAUCUGGAACAGAGAUUUCCCACGAACGUGGUGCUGUCAUUGGUAUCAGGAGCUGAAAUCACACAGCUUGGAGCAAGCGAGUUUGAGCAUAUUGGGGCCACGGAUGUAUGGGUUGGCCCGGCGAAUAAGAACGACGCCAUACCAGCCGCCAUUCAAAACGAUAUGGCUGAAGCUUUAGCUAUGACUUUGAGCACCGGCCAGGUCGACUGCAAGGUCUCUCAAAACAUCAGACAACAGCAGUACGAGCGUAUGAUAGGGCCAAUUGCGUUCCACCCGCCCAGUGUUCUUUUCGAAGUCCCCUCCCAUGCAGAGCUGCUAGAAAAGGUUGGCGUUCGGCCAAUGGUAGCAGAUGUGAUAGAUGAGCUUCUGCAGAUCGCAACAUCUCAGGGCUGUCAGUUCGACGCCGACUUCCGGGAGAUCACAAUGCGGAGAAUGUCAGAGCCCUCAGACACCAACAGCAUCAUGUAUCAAGACUUCAUGGCGAAGAGGCCUAUGGAAGUGGAGACCUAUCUUGGAUCCCCUAUCAAGCUUGCUCAAGAGACGGGCGUCCGAGUACCACGCAUUGAGACUUUAUAUGCGCUACUACACCACUGUAACAUCGUCAAUCAGCAACGGCCCGCUGUCCCGCCGCCGUCAGCAAAUCCACCCCCCGGUGCUGCUCCGCCUCCUCGACUAUCCUCUGCUCCUCCUCGACCGCCGAUGAACGGCAACAUGAGUGGUCCCAUGAGUGGUCCUACGAAUGGCAACGGCAUGCGUGGAGGAAGAACACCUUCAAUGGGACCUGCGAUGAGGCGAGGACCGGGACCGCCCAUGAUGAAUGGAUACCCGUCACGUCAGUCCAACGGCUACAACCCUCGAGGACCGCCACCCAAUCAGUUGUCUCGGCGACCAUCUUUCGAAGGCGAUGACUUGGGAGAAUUCAGUCAUUUAGUUCUAUAUGACGAUAUACCGGAAGGAGGCGUGGCUCCUGGUUAUGUCGGUGAUAUGAGCAAUGGCACAUCAAGUUCUUCGGAACUGGCAAUACGGGAGCGAGAGCUCAACCUACGGCAAAGAGAGUUGCAACUGAGGGAGCAAGAAUACAGCAUACGAAAAGGAUCCAGGAGGCCACCACCUUCUCAUAGAGGCGGCUUCGAUGACGAUGAUGAUGACGAUGACGAUUUCUUCGACCCGAUGGCGAUGCGUGCGCCGCCGCCCAAUAUUGAUCCUGAUAAUGUGGACAUGAUGAGUGUCACUUCUCGCAGGACGCGGAAGGCGCCGAGUCUUAGUCAAAUCCGCCAAAACCCUGAAGGGUCCAUGGGACGAAAUGCUGGCAUGCGCCAAAGUCACAGCUUCGGACCUAGGCCAGGGAUGAAUAGAAAUCGCGCUUCGGCGCAGCUGAUGGCGAGCAUGCCAACGAUGCACGACAAUCCUUCAGACAAUCCAUUGAUGGGCUACUCUUCAAAUCGAUAUGCCAACGUCGACCGGAAAACAAUGGGGGAGGAAUCGAGGACAAACUCUCUAACAGCUGCUCGGUUGAACGAGUUACAAGGGGCAGGCAAUAAUGCUGGCAUGAAUGGCGCUUAUCCAAGCCCGAGCCCAGGAAUGCCUCGGCGGACAAGCCAUUCUCCUGGAAAUGCGUUGAAUGGGAGGAAUAUGGGAAGACGGUCCCCGCCAGAAGAUGGAUAUAUGGCACCAGGUUCGAUGCAUCCUAAUGGGGGGCCUUCGCCUCCUGGCAUGAUGCGUCAACCUGUGCCUAGAUAUCCUCCCGGGCAAGGGAAUGCUGUGGCACCGCAACAAGUCGAGCAACGCGCUGGGCGCGGGGAGUGGCGAUAG
Messenger RNA from Letharia columbiana, 2184 nucleotides. RefSeq lists its product as uncharacterized. Bases 1 to 2184 code for a protein of 727 amino acids. NCBI's taxonomy places the organism in Eukaryota, Fungi, Ascomycota, Lecanoromycetes, Lecanorales, Parmeliaceae. Gene Ontology annotation, cellular component: cytoplasm. Gene Ontology annotation, molecular function: oxidoreductase activity. The record is from RefSeq and is a predicted model, not a curated record. The transcript is spliced from 5 exons.